UUCACAUGACGGCACCCUCCUCGCGAUCUCGAGGCAGGACUAGAAGGUGUGGUGUUGGGAGAGUCUGCUUACUUUCAUCACUACUGGCAUCACGAGUUUCUCCCUCAAUUCGUUCUUCUCGUUCUACACCGAUUCCGUUCGCUCACUCACACUCUUGGUCAGGGCGGGGGUCGCUCAGACCGAAAGAGCCUUGAUAUCCGCGAUGACGCAGAUCCUCACCGGCAAGUCGGCAGGAGGCGUCCUGCAAGUACCAGCAGCUGCGACGCAAAAGAAUGCCUCAGCGACAACUAAGAAAGCCCCCAAGCCUCCCGUGCCGCGACUGAAGCUCAUCAUUAGGCGCCUUCCGCCAGGGUUGACCCAGGCCGAGUUUGAGACCGCUCUCGGCCCCGAUUGGAAGACUGGAGCUGGAAAGGUCGAUUGGUUUGUCUACAAGCCGGGCAAGGUGUCUAAAGAGUAUAACCCGUCAUUCCCCUGGGCUUGCUGUGGACUAAAUCUAAUCGUCACAAAUAGUUCGGCCAAACCAUCUCGACCUUCCCGAGCUUACAUCCGCGUCGUUUCCGGCGAACAUACUCUCCCGCUUUCCACCCAUGUUCGGCAGACGUCCUUCCAAGAUGCCCGCAACACUUUCAAUGACAAUGUUCUUGUGGGCCCCCCCUCGGUCGAGUUUGCGCCGUUUGCCAAAACACCUGGCAGCCGUUCGCGCAAGGACGCUCGUCAGGGAACCAUCGAUCAGGAUCCCGACUUCAUCACCUUCCUUGAGAGCCUGACUCAGCCCAUUGCAAAGCCAUCUGCGCUCGACUCGGCUGCAGAUGCGGAGGACAAGAAGGACGCGGUGUUAAUCACGCCUCUGGUGCAGUACAUCAAGGAUAAGAAGGCCAACAAAGCAAAGGAGUCCAGCAAAUCCUCGCGCCACAAGUCAGACAAGGAUUCUAAAUCGGAGAAGGUUCAGGCAAAGAAGCUGCUUCAACGCUCCGACAAAGAGGUGACUCAGCCGGCCGCUGCAGAGAAGACGGAAAGGAAAAGCCGGUCUGAGAGGGCGACCAGGGAGGCCGUCAAGGUAGCGAAUAAGCAGGCGGCUAGUGUUGCGUCCAAGCAGGCCGCGAAGUCCUCGGGUUCGGGUUCGAAAGACUCUCCGAAAGAUACACCGCAGCCAACCUCGGAACGAAAGAGGGAGCGUGGGAAUCUCUCUGCGGCUGCCAAGAUUGUCCAACGUGAUCUUGGACUGGCUCCAGCUGGUGGCCGUCGCCGGGGCGGCAAAGGCACCGCGACUGCGGGCUCCGAACCCUCGAAGAAUGAGCAAGCCAACGCUACCACCUCAGAGCCGCCAAAGAAGGAGGCCUCCAGCAGGUCGUCGAAGGAUGCCAAUUCUUCGCAGAGCUCCAAGGGUAGAGGUCGUGGCCACGCUCAGCAACAGUCCAAUGAGCCAUCGGAGGCUGGUACACCCCCCGUCAGCAUAAUCUCGAAGCCUUCCAAAUCGAAAGGAAAACCGGCCCCGGCCGCCGCCGCAGCCACGGCUACUCAAGCCUUCUUGAAGCAUGCGAAUCCGUCCCAAGGUGUCACCGAGCCGUUGUUGGAAACUGCAUUUGCUGCAUUCGGAAAAGUCACAAAGGUUGAAAUCGAUAAGAAGAAGGGCUUUGGCUACGUCGACUUUGCUGAGCCGGAAGGAUUACAGAAAGCCAUGGCUGCAAGCCCCGUCACGGUUGCCCAGAGUCAAGUUGUCGUAUUGGAGCGCAAGGCAAACCCCGGAGGCGAGAAGGGUCGCGGUAAAGGUGGUCGUGGUGAUUCGCAGUCAAACACCGGCGGAGGCAAUGCCAAUACCAACAACAGCAAAAGCGAGAAGGCUUCCGAGGGUAAAUCCGGAGGGAACUCAUCUCGGGGACCGCGCGGUGGACGAGGUUCAAAGGGCAAAGGCGGCUCGAAGGGUGGCAGCGGUGGAAAUGCGAAUGCCAACGUCGGAAACACAGAGAACAAAGGCAGCGCGGACGCCAAGUAAAGGAGCUGGGAGUGUGCGAUCCUCGAUUGCAAACGAUCUUCCAGAGCAACAACAUGUAGAUGUUCGUCACUCGCGUGCUCUUCUCGCCUGCACG
This is a messenger RNA of Aspergillus saccharolyticus JOP 1030-1, 2087 nucleotides long. RefSeq names its product putative nonsense-mediated mRNA decay protein Upf3. Gene Ontology annotation, cellular component: cytoplasm; nucleolus. The transcript has a single exon. The record is from RefSeq and is a predicted model, not a curated record. Gene Ontology annotation, biological process: positive regulation of translation; nuclear-transcribed mRNA catabolic process, nonsense-mediated decay. The coding region runs from base 203 to 1993 and encodes 596 amino acids. NCBI's taxonomy places the organism in Eukaryota, Fungi, Ascomycota, Eurotiomycetes, Eurotiales, Aspergillaceae. Gene Ontology annotation, molecular function: mRNA binding.